Thamnophis sirtalis is the source of this 2951-nucleotide messenger RNA. NCBI's taxonomy places the organism in Eukaryota, Metazoa, Chordata, Lepidosauria, Squamata, Natricidae. The record is from RefSeq and is a predicted model, not a curated record.
AUGACCAGCGGCGCUUGGAUGCAGCCACGAGAACAUGAGGCCGCCGCACUAGCCGCCCGCCUGGGCCAGCCGGAGAAGCCGUGCGCCGACUCGGAGCGGGCGCAGAGAUGGCGCUUGUCGCUGGGCUCACUGCUCUUCUUCGCCGUCCUCCUUUCCGACCGCCUGUGGCUCUGCGGCGCCGCCGCCGGAACGCGGCUCCGAGCUGAGUCCAGGAGCUCGGGCAUGGCGGCGCCCGGGGCAGCCCUGGGCUCCCUGGCCGCCUUCGCCGCCGUGCCUCUCCGGCUGUCCGCGGCCGCCGCCGCCGCCGCCGCCGCCGCCGCCGCCUCCUCUCCCCAGCUGGACUUCCUGGAGGGACACUUUCGGACCUUCCGCCUCCCCUUUUGUGACGCUUACACGGCCUGGGACCUGCUGCUCGGCAUGGCCGGCCCGGAAAGCUUGGACUGCAGCUUGUCGAACCUGCUGAUGGAUUUCCUGUCGGCCGCUGCGGGAGCCCAGCGCGGGGAGGCCUGCAGCAGCUGCCUGGAGGCCUAUCAAAGGCUGGACCAACACGCUCAGGAAAAAUACGAGGAGUUCGAGCUUUUGCUGGAGAAAUACCUGCAGGCCGAGGAUUAUUCUGUGCGCUCCUGCAUCAGAGACUGCAAGUUUGUGUUGCCCGACAACGAUGAGUUGGUCUAUGGAGGGCUGCCUGGCUUCCUCUGCACGGGGUUGUUGGAGAACCAGCUGCCUGACCAAGAAGCGAAAUGCUGUGACGUCCAGUGGGACUCCUGUGAUCCCCAACCGGAGCGCAGCUACAACACCUCCACCAAAUCCACCGAGUCGGAGUCAUUCCACAGCCCCCGCCAUGAAGCCCCCCAUCACCAGCAAGAACAGCAGCAGCAGCAGCAGCAGCAGCAGAGGAAGAAGAAGGAGCAGCAGCAGCAGGAAGAGAAGCAGCACUAUCACCUGUAUUACCAUCACCACCAGUACCCUCCCCCGUCUCUGCUGCCGGUCUCUGCAGGGUCCCGCCUCAGCCACAGCAAAAUCCGGCUCUGUGUCCUAGUCCUUAUGCUCCUGCACACCAUGGUCUCCUUCUCCGGGGUGCACAACAGUGACGCCUUGAGCCUGGAGGUCCUUCCCGCCGUGGAGGAGAGCAUCGCCAGAGACGAGUGACCGAGCGCGAGGGCAGCUCCUCAGGCAAAAAGAAAGGGCGGGAAAGGCGCCUGUGGGGAAGGGGAGGGGGCAUUCCUUAUACCUCUCUUGGGGGCACCAGUUGGGUGACAUGCCAUGCACAGGCCCACCCCCAUGUGGAAACCCCCCACUAAGAGCAACUCCCCCUCGCAGGGCCGCCCUGGGAUGCCCAGGGGGCCUGUGUGGAAACACGGCCUCUAGGAGGGCUCCAUGAGCUCCUGGCAUGAAGCUGCAGAAGCCAGGCAAGGAAGGGGCAGAAGGGAAGGGGGGAGCAGGUGGCCUCCUGAAAAGGCCAGUGCCAGGCCCCGGGGAGUGACCCCUGCUGCUUCUGCCUCCACGUAUCCUGGGUAAAGUUCCUUGCUGGGAUGUUUCCCCUCUGGAGGGAGUAACUGGCCUGUGGCAGUGACCGAAGUAGCCUGCCCAAGAUCCAAGUCCUGCGCGAGGCCCAUCCCAGGCAACCCAGGGGUUGAUGACAGGGUUCCUCCCUCCCCUGUUUCUUAGACCUCUCUGGCCCCUCCCCCCCUGACCAAGAGCUGCAAGAAGUGCUGAAGGGACCUUCCCAGGCUUCCUGUUGAGCCAGGGCCCAGGAGGAGGCAGCAGCAGCAGCAGCAGCAGCAUCUAGUGGAGUCUGGAGUUCCACGUUCCCAGAAGGGCUGAAUUCCUUCACUGUCUGCCUCUCAUCUCUGUCAGAUGUCCUCAAACACAUGAAACACUGUAUUUGCCUGAAAGAAAGGCGAGGCUUUUCUCCAAAGGGAUUACUUUCAAAAUUGGAGGGUCGUCUUAGAUUCGUUGAAAAUGUGCCAAUAGAAGCCAUUUCUUUUCUGUUCUUUUUCAUUGAGUUAGUUUUGCAGGAAAAGGGGGCUUAUCUGCCAUGCGGGCUCAGGAAUUCUGGGAGCUGAAGCCCACCAGUCAUAAAAGGGCCAUGGUUCCCCACCCGUACUCUAAGAGGUAGACAUGCUGUCUUUCGCACAAUGGUAGGAAGUUAGAAAUGCCUGCUGUCUCCCUGUUUCUAGCACCCACUCAAGAAGAUUAUAGUUGACCUGAGAUGCUAACAAAUUCUACAAAUGUCCAAGCAAACACCUCUAAAUAGGCCCACGAUCUAUUUCCUCUAAGAAAUACCAGCCCAGUACUCUUUGGGGGAGGCAAUUGAUAGGCUUGUCUUGGCUCUUCAUAUAAUCUUAUUAAUUGACUCAAGCCAAGUCCCUGCAACCAGUUCCUGAUUCUUUACAGAAAUUGAAGUCAUGUCCUUAUUUUUGGCUCAAUUAAUCCUCUACCAAAACACUACUGGGUUUGGGUCCACAUUCAUUCCUCAAUUUGAAUUUGCCCAUGCUCUCUCUGCCCGCAUGGGCCCAUGGGAAAAAUGGUUCUAUGCAGACCCAAUGCAGGCAGGCUGUUUCUGAUACCCAAACAUUCUCUAUCUGAAAGUUAAAUUUUCAUUCAAGGAAAAAGGGAGAUGCUUAAGAGAUUCUUGACAUGGAAGUAUCUCUCUGUCUCUUUCUGGCUUUUUAAUCUUAUAUUAAAAAAAAAAACAUUUUUGUCUCAAACCUCCCAUGAAGGCCCUCACACUCAGAAAUGUGGAUAGUAUCAAAAAGACUAUUCUCCAUCAGCAGCUGGUGUGUUACAUAUCACCUCUGAGGACAAAGAAUUAGUGACAACAAUGAGGGGUAUAAACACGAGAGAGAAAAGUGAGCAGCACUGAAUAUGUGAUUUGUACCAAUAGAAGAGAAUAUUUGCAGCUAAGGAUUGGGCUGCGGGGUCCUUGGUGCUCUCUGAGCUUGGUGGCU